Messenger RNA from Effrenium voratum, 993 nucleotides. Lineage: Eukaryota; Dinophyceae; Suessiales; Symbiodiniaceae. The record is from the annotation of a GenBank genome assembly.
AUGUUCGUGAACGCCGACAACCAGUCGUGCCAGCAGCAGGAAGUACGCGGCGCCGGCAUCGGUCGACUGAUUGCCGGGAACGAAGUUGACGUCGCCGUGCUGCAGGAGAUGUGGGGUGCCGCGAUGGCCCAGGUCGAGGCCCCCAUCGCUGGGACUCACGAGGUGCUCCAGUACUGCAAAGCGUGGGGGAUGGGUAGCCUUGUGGACGCUGCUGUGCAGUACAUCAACCGCCGGGGUGGCCUGUGGAUGGCUUACAGGAAGACAAGCGUGGACAUUCCCCAUGCAGACGCAGAGACUUCUCGUCGAGAAGGUUGCGGGGGGCAUUUCAAGCCCACGCCUGUCGGGAUUGUUUCGUCCAUGUGGAUGACGUACUCGUUCAGUAAUACCAAGUCAAAGAAGGGUGCGAAUGCCGUGUGUUUCGACGUCCUCCAGAAUGACCUUUCGAAACGUCUGGUCGUCAUCAACACCCACUUCGAUCCGAUGAACACAAACUCCGCGAUCGAGCGGCAGUCUGCUGAGCUUGCCACAUUCAUCAGCAAGGUGCUGCAGAACCCCAAAUUCGUCGACCCGUCGGUUGGUGCUGCCAGAACUUCGGUCUUGUUGGUUGGUGAUCUCAACACCGAGGUCAACGGGAGCGAUCCGUUGGCAGCUGCCGUCCGCGAGCGUCUCGGAACCGCCACCCCUCCGAACGGGAUCACGGGUGCAGUUUCUGGUCUUUUGGCCGGGGGGAAGGUCCGAGACCGUGCUUCUCGGGACCUUUAUGGCGAGUUUUGCCGCACUUCUGGCUCUCGGCCAGGUGCCACAUACACAAGUCGCGAGAAUGGCUUGGUGAUGUGGGAUUCGCAUGUUCGAAUUGACUGGCAACUGGCGAUUGACCGCUGGGACAACGUGGAUUUCGCCCAUGUCAAUUGCAAGAAUGCCUCGCUUGUCACACAGCCCCGCGGCAGCGAACUGAGCGACCACUGGGGAAUCCAGCUGGACCUUUCCAUUUGA